Globicephala melas (long-finned pilot whale) is the source of this 1929-nucleotide messenger RNA. RefSeq names its product inositol-3-phosphate synthase 1 (gene ISYNA1). Gene Ontology annotation, biological process: inositol biosynthetic process; phospholipid biosynthetic process. Gene Ontology annotation, cellular component: cytoplasm. The record is from RefSeq and is a predicted model, not a curated record. NCBI's taxonomy places the organism in Eukaryota, Metazoa, Chordata, Mammalia, Artiodactyla, Delphinidae. Gene Ontology annotation, molecular function: inositol-3-phosphate synthase activity.
CGCCCUCCCCCUCGCGAGCGCCCCUCCUCCCCUGCGCGGGCGGAGCGAGGGGCGGGGCGGGGGUGGGGCCGCGGCUCUUUUCUCUGGAGUUCGCGCGCCCGGAGCCCUAGCUGUCCCCUGCUGUGCCAGCCGACUCCGCGCCGCUCGUCGCGAUGGAGGCCGCAAGUGAGUUCGUGGUCGAGAGCCCCGACGUGGUCUACAGCCCCGAGGCCAUCGAGGCGCAGUAUGAGUACCGGACGACGUGCGUCAGCCGCGAGGGCGGCGUCCUCAAGGUGCACCCCACGUCCACGCGCUUCACCUUCCGGACCGCCCGGCAGGUGCCCCGGCUCGGGGUCAUGCUCGUCGGCUGGGGCGGGAACAACGGCUCCACGCUGACCGCUGCCGUGCUGGCCAACCGACUGCGCCUGUCCUGGCCCACGCGCACCGGCCGCAAGGAGGCCAACUACUACGGCUCGCUGACGCAGGCGGGCACUGUUAGCCUGGGUCUGGACGCCGAGGGCCAGGAGGUGUUCGUGCCCUUCAGCUCGCUGCUGCCCAUGGUGGCACCCGACGACAUCGUGUUCGACGGCUGGGACAUAUCGUCGCUGAACCUGGCGGAGGCGAUGCGGCGCGCGCAGGUACUGGAUUGGGGGCUGCAGGAGCAACUGUGGCCGCACAUGGAGGCCCUGCGCCCGCGGCCCUCCGUCUACAUCCCCGAGUUCAUCGCAGCUAACCAGAGCGCGCGCGCCGACAACGUAAUCCCGGGCACGCGCGCGCAGCAGCUGGAGCAGAUCCGUAGGGACAUCCGCGACUUCCGGUCCAGCGCCGGGCUGGACAAAGUCAUCGUGCUGUGGACAGCGAACACGGAGCGCUUCUGCGAAGUGGUCCCGGGCCUCAAUGACACCGCUGAGAACCUGCUGCGCACCAUCCAGCUGGGCCUGGAAGUGUCGCCCUCCACCCUCUUUGCCGUGGCCAGCAUCUUGGAGGGCUGCGCCUUCCUCAAUGGGUCCCCACAGAACACGCUGGUGCCUGGUGCCCUCGAGCUUGCAUGGCAGCGCCGUGUCUUUGUGGGUGGAGACGACUUCAAGUCGGGGCAGACCAAGGUCAAGUCCGUGCUCGUGGACUUCCUUAUUGGCUCUGGCCUCAAGACCAUGUCCAUCGUGAGCUACAACCACCUGGGCAACAACGACGGGCAGAACCUGUCGGCGCCGCCACAGUUCCGCUCCAAGGAGGUGUCGAAGAGCAGCGUGGUAGACGACAUGGUGCACAGCAACCCAGUGCUCUACUCGCCGGGCGAAGAGCCCGACCACUGCGUGGUCAUCAAGUACGUGCCAUACGUGGGUGACAGCAAGCGUGCCCUGGAUGAGUACACAUCGGAGCUGAUGCUGGGCGGUACCAACACGCUGGUGCUGCACAACACGUGCGAGGACUCACUCCUGGCCGCGCCCAUCAUGCUGGACCUGGCCCUGCUGACUGAACUGUGCCAGCGUGUGAGCUUCUGCACCGACAUCGACCCGGAGCCGCAGAGCUUCCACCCGGUGCUGUCGCUGCUUGGCUUCCUGUUCAAGGCACCGCUUGCACCACCGGGCAGCCCAGUGGUCAACGCGCUCUUCCGCCAGCGCAGCUGCAUCGAGAAUAUCCUCAGGGCCUGCGUGGGGCUCCCGCCGCAGAACCACAUGCUUCUGGAGCACAAGAUGGAGCGCCCUGGCCUCAAGCAAGUUGGGCAUGUGGCCACCGCCUGCCCCGUGCCUUGCAAGAAAGGAUCAGCGCCAACUGCCCCCAAUGGCUGUACUGGUGACGCCUAUGGGCACUCACAGGCUGAGGCACCCCAGAUGCCCACCACCUAAGGCCAUGGCCAUACAGCUCCCCUGUAGCUCCUGCCCCCAUUGCUCCUCAGCAGGCGACCCUUCCAGGCUCCCUUCAGACAGACAAUAAAGCCAGUGCCACUGA